AUGCCUGAUGCCAACUGUCCCAUGCAGAACUUACAGUACUCUCCAGGCAACAUCUUGCCAACUGUCCCAUGCAGAACUUACAGUACUCUCCAGGCAACACCUUGCCAACUGUCCCAUGCAGAACUUACAGUACUCUCCAGGCAACACCUUGCCAACUGUCCCAUGCAGAACUUACAGUACUCUCCAGGCAACACCUUGCCAACUGUCCCAUGCAGUACUUACAGUACUCUCCAGGCAACACCUUGCCAACUGUCCCAUGCAGAACUUACAGUACUCUCCAGGCAACACCUUGCCAACUGUCCCAUGCAGAACUUACAGUACUCUCCAGGCAACACCUUGCCAACUGUCCCAUGCAGUACUUACAGUACUCUCCAGGCAACAUCUUGCCAACUGUCCCAUGCAGAACUUACAGUACUCUCCAGGCAACAUCUUGCCAACUGUCCCAUGCAGUACUUACAGUACUCUCCAGGCAACAUCUUGCCAACUGUCCCAUGCAAGUGUCCAGAAUUCGACCUUCGAUUUGUCAUUAAUACGCCAGCGUGUGAAGCAUUUGCUGUCGACGAAGGUUACGCAAACGUCACAGAUGAUAUAAGUGAGAAAACGAACCUUACUGCACUGAUAGACAAUAAAAUGUCAGCCAACCAAACAAUUGGUGCAGAUGUAGAACAGCUAUAUCCGAGGGCAGGAGUUAAUUGUUACACGCCAACUACAUCUACACCUACAACUGCACUUACUAUUGCAUUUAACACUACAUCUACACUUACAACUGCAUCUAGCACUACAUCUACACCCACAACUGCAUCUAGCACUACAUCUGCACCUACCAUUGCAUCCAGCACUACAUCUUCACCUACAACUGCAUCUAGCACUACAUCUACACCUACAACUGCAUCUAGCACUACAUCUACACCAACAACUAUAUCUAGCACUACAUCUACACCAACAGCUGCAUCUAUCACUACAUCUGCACCUACCAUUGCAUCUAGCACUACAUCUACACCAACAACUACAUCUAGCACUACAUCUACACCUACAACUGCAUCUAGCACUACAUCUACACCUACAACUGCAUCUAGCACUACAUCUGCACCUACCAUUGCAUCUAGCACUACAUCUACACCUACAACUGCAUCUAGCACUACAUCUACACCUACAACUGCAUCUAGCACUGCAUCUACACCUACAACUGCAACUAGCACUACAUCUACACCUACAACUGCAUCUAGCACUACAUCUACACCAACAGUUGCAUCCAGUACUACAUCUGCACCUACCAUUGCAUCUAGCACUACAUCUACACCUACAACUGCAUCUAACACUACAUCUGCACCUACCAUUGCAUCUAGCACUACAUCUACACCUGCAACUGCAUCUAGCACUACAUCUACACUUACAACUGCAACUAGCACUACAUCUGCACCUACAACUGCAACUAGCACUACAUCUACACCUACAACUGCAUCUAGCACUACAUCUAUACCUACAGCUGCAACUAGCACUACAUCAACAAACACAACCACAAACACAUCAAGUAAUUCGACUGUGGCAACGACGGCAUCAACACUGAAUACGACGAUUUCCUCAACAAUAAUGAGUUCCUCUCUUGCGUCAAGCUCUCCAGAUAUAAGUGAGAGAACGAACCUUACUGCACUGAUUGACAAUGCAAUGUCAGCCAACCAAACAAUUGGUGCAGAUGUAGAACAGCUAUAUCCGAGGGCAGGAGUAAAUUGUUACAAGCCAACUGAACCUGCACAUACAUCUGCACCUACCAUUGAAUCUAGCAGUACGUCUACACCUACACCAAUAAAUACGGCUCCACCUGCAACUGUAUCUAGCACUACAUCUACACCUACAACUACAACUACGGCUCCACCUACAACUGCAUCUAGCACUACAUCUAUACCUACAACUACAACUACGGCUCCACCUGCAACUGCAUCUAGCACUACAUCUACACUUACAACUGCAUCUAGCACUACAUCUACACUUACAACUGUAACAACCACUACAUAUACAACUACGGUUCCACCUACAACUGCAUCUAGCACUACAUCUACACCUACACCUAUAACUACGGCUCCACCUGCAACUGCAUAUAGCACUACAUCUUCACCUACAACUACGGCUCCACCUACAACUGCAUCUAGCACUUCAUCUACACCUACAACUACGACUCCACCUACAACUGGAUCUAGCACUACAUCUACACCUACACCUAUAACUACGGCUCCACCUACAACUGCAUCUAGCACUACAUCUACACCUACACCUACGGCUCCACCUACAACUGCAUCUAGCACUACAUCUACACCUACACCUACAACUACGGCUCCACCUACAACUGCAUCUAGCACUACAUCUACACCUAUAACUGUAACAAGCACUACACCUACAACUACAACUACGGCAUCAACAGUGAAUACGGCGAUUUCUUCAACAAAAAUGAGUUCCUCCCUUGCGACAAGCUCACAAGAUAUAAGUGAGAGAACCAACCUUACUGCACUGAUCGACAAUGCAAUGUCAGCCAACCAAACAAUUGGUGCAGAUGUAGAACAGCUAUAUCCGAGGGCAGGAGUAAAUUGUUAUAAGCCAACUGAACCUACACAUACAACUGCACCUACCAUUGAAUCUAGCACUACGUCUAAACCUACACCUAUGAAUACGGCUCCACCUGCAACUGCAUCUAGCACUACAUCUACACCUACAACUACAACUACGGCUCCACCUGCAACUACAUCUAGCACUACAUCUACACCUACAACUACGGCUCCACCUGCAACUGCAUCUAGCACUACAUCUACACUUACAACUGCAUCUAGCACUACAUCUACAACUGUAACAACCACUACAUAUACAACUACGGCUCCACCUGCAACUGCAUCUAGCACAACAUCUACACCUUCAACAACGGAUCCACCUGCAGUUGCAUCUAGCACUACAUCUACACUUACAACUUUAACAACCACUACAUAUACAACUACGGCUCAACCUGCAGUUGCAUCUAGCACUACAUCUACACCUACAACUGCAUCUAGCAAUACAUUUACACUUACAACUGCUACAAGCACUACACCUACAACUACAACUACGGCUCCACCUACAACUGCAUCUAGCCCUACAUCUACACCUACAGCAACGGCUCAACCUACAACUGCAUCUAGCACUACACCUACACCUACAACUGCAGCUGUAACAAGCACUACACCUACAUCUACGGCUCUACCUACAACUGCAUCUAACACUACACCUACAACUACGGCUCCACCUACACCUACAUCUACACUUACAACUGCAACAAGCACUACACCUACAACUACAACUACGGCUCCACCUACAACUGCAUCUAGCCCUACAUCUACACCUACAGCAACGGCUCAACCUACAACAGCAUCUAACACUACACCUACACCUACAACUGCGGCUCCACCUCCACCUACAUCUACACCUACAACUACGGCUCCACCUACAACUGCAACAAGCACUACACCUACACAUACAACUACGGCUCCUACUUCAACUGCAGCUAGCACUUCAUCUACACCUAUAACUGCUACAAGCACUACACCUACACCUACAACUACGGCUCCACCUACACCUACAACUACGGCUCCUACUUCAACUGCAACUAGCACUUCAUCUACAGCUACAACUGCAACUAGCACUACACCUACACCUUCAACUACGGCUCCUACUACAACUGCAACUAGCACUUCAUCUACACCUACAACUGCUACAAGCACUACACCUACACCUACAACUACGGCUCCAAUUACAACUGCAUCUAGCACUACAUCUACACCUACACCUACAACUACAACUACGGUUCCACCUACAACUGCAUCUAGCACUACAUCUACACCUACACCUACAACUGCUACAAGCACUACACCUACACCUUCAACUACGGCUCCAAUUACAACUGCAUCUAGCACUACAUCUACACCUACACCUACAACUACAACUACGGUUCCACCUACAACUGCAUCCAGCACUACAUCUACACCUACACCUACAACAACGGCUCCACCUACAACUGCAUCUAGCACUACAUCUGCACCUACACCUACACCUACAACUACGGCUCCAAUUACAACUGCAUCUAGCACUACAUCUACACCUACACCUACACCUACAACUGCUACAAGCACUACACCUACACCUACAACUACGGCUCCAAUUACAACUGCAUCUAGCACUACAUCUACACCUACACCUACAACUGCUACAAGCACUACACCUACACCUACAACUACGGCUCCAAUUACAACUGCAUCUAGCACUACAUCUACACCUACACCUACACCUACAACUGCUACAAGCACUACACCUACACCAACAACUACGGCUCCAAUUACAACUGCAUCUAGCACUACAUCUACACGUACACCUACACCUACAACUGCUACAAGCACUACACCUACACCUGCAACUACGGCUCCUACUACAACUGCAUCUAGCACUACAUCUGCACCUACACCUACAACUACAACUACGGUUCCACCUACAACUGCAUCUAGCACUACAUCUACACCUACACCUACAGCAACGGCUCCACCUACAACUGCAUCUAGCACUACAUCUACUCCUACACCUACAACUACGGCUCCUACUACAACUGCAUCUAGCACUACAUCUACACCUUCACCUACAACAACGGCUCCACCUACAACUGCAUCUAGCACUACAUCUACACCUACACCUACAACUACGGCUCCACAUACAACUGCAUCUAGCACUACAUCUACACCUACACCUACAACAACGGCUCCACAUACAACUGCAUCUAGCACUACAUCUGCACCUACACCUACAACUACGGCUCCACAUACAACUGCAUCUAGCACUACAUCUACACCUACACCUACAACUACGGUUCCACCUACAACUGCAUCUAGCACUACAUCUACACCUACACCUACAACUACGGCUCCACCUACAACUGCAUCUAGCACUACAUCUACACCUACACCUACAACUACGGCUCCACCUACAACUGCAUCUAGCACUACAUCUGCACCUACACCUACAACUACGGUUCCACCUACAACUGCAUCUAGCACUACAUCUACACCUACACCUACAACUACGGCUCCACCUACAACUGCAUCUAGUACUACAUCUACACCUACACCUACAACUACGGUUCCACCUACAACUGCAUCUAGCACUACAUCUACACCUACACCUACAACUACGGUUCCACCUACAACUGCAUCUAGUACUACAUCUACACCUACACCUACAACUACGGCUCCACCUACAACUGCAUCUAGCACUACAUCUACACCUACACCUACAACUACGGCUCCACAUACAACUGCAUCUAGCACUACAUCUACACCUACACCUACAACUACGGCUCCACCUACAACUGCAUCUAGCACUACAUCUACAUCUACACCUACAACUACGGCUCCACCUACAACUGCAUCUAGCACUACAUCUUCACCUACACCUACAACUACGGUUCCACCUACAACUGCAUCUAGCACUACAUCUACACCUACACCUACAACUACGGCUCCACCUACAACUGCAUCUAGCACUACAUCUACACCUACACCUACAACUACGGCUCCACCUACAACUGCAUCUAGCACUACAUCUGCACCUACACCUACAACUACGGUUCCACCUACAACUGCAUCUAGCACUACAUCUACACCUACACCUACAACUACGGCUCCACCUACAACUGCAUCUAGUACUACAUCUACACCUACACCUACAACUACGGUUCCACCUACAACUGCAUCUAGCACUACAUCUACACCUACACCUACAACUACGGCUCCACCUACAACUGCAUCUAGUACUACAUCUACACCUACACCUACAACUACGGCUCCACCUACAACUGCAUCUAGCACUACAUCUACACCUACACCUACAACUACGGCUCCACAUACAACUGCAUCUAGCACUACAUCUACACCUACACCUACAACUACGGCUCCACCUACAACUGCAUCUAGCACUACAUCUACAUCUACACCUACAACUACGGCUCCACCUACAACUGCAUCUAGCACUACAUCUUCACCUACACCUACAACUACGGCUCCACCUACAACUGCAUCUAGCACUAUAUCUACAUCUACACCUACAACUGCAUCUAGCACUACACCUACAACUGCAUCUAGCACUACACCUACACCUACAACUGCAUCUAGCACUACACCUACACCUACACCUACAACUACGGCUCCACCUACAACUGUAUCUAGCACUACAUAUACACCUACACCUACAACUACGGCUCCACCUACAACUGCAUCUAGCACUACAUCUACACCUACAACUGCUACAAGCACUACCCCUACACCUACAACUGUAUCUAGCACUACACCUACACCUACACCUACAACUACGGCUCCACCUACAACUGUAUCUAGCACUACAUAUACACCUAUAACUGUAACAAACACUACACCUACACCUACAACUACGGCAUCAACAGUGAAUACGGCGAUUUCUUCAACAAAAAUGAGUUCCUCCCUUGCGACAAGCUCACAAGGUUAG
Molecule: messenger RNA, 6522 nt
Organism: Mya arenaria
Lineage: Eukaryota; Metazoa; Mollusca; Bivalvia; Myida; Myidae
Product: mucin-2-like
Exons: 5
Coding region: 1-6522 (2173 amino acids)
Source: RefSeq, a predicted model, not a curated record